Molecule: messenger RNA, 1312 nt
Organism: Oryctolagus cuniculus (rabbit)
Lineage: Eukaryota; Metazoa; Chordata; Mammalia; Lagomorpha; Leporidae
Gene: SNUPN
Product: snurportin 1
Biological process (GO): snRNA import into nucleus; protein import into nucleus
Cellular component (GO): nucleus; cytoplasm
Molecular function (GO): protein binding; nuclear import signal receptor activity
Source: RefSeq, a predicted model, not a curated record
CGGCGGCGCGCGCAGCUCCCCUCGCGUUGCGGAAGGAUGGAGGAGCUGAGUCAGGCCCUGGCUAGCAGCUUUUCUGUGUCUCAGGACCUGAACAGCACAGCUGCCCCGCACCCGCGCCUGUGCCAGUACAAGUCCAAGUACAGUUCCCUGGAGCAGAGUGAGCGGCGCCGGCGGUUACUGGAGCUGCAGAAAUCCAAGCGGCUAGACUACGUCAAUCAUGCCAGGAGGCUUGCUGAAGAUGACUGGACAGGGAUGGAGAGUGAGGAAGAAGACGAUGACGAAAUGGACGUUGACACAAGCAAGAAGCUGCCAAAACGCUAUGCUAACCAGUUGAUGCUCUCUGAGUGGCUGAUCGACGUCCCUUCAGACCUGGGGCAGGAAUGGAUUGUGGUCGUGUGUCCUGUUGGAAAACGAGCCCUUAUCGUGGCCUCCAGGGGUUCCACCAGCGCCUACACCAAGAGUGGCUACUGUGUCAACAGAUUCUCUUCCCUUCUGCCAGGAGGCAACAGGCAGAACUCCACAACAGCCAAAGAUCAUACCAUUCUGGACUGCAUUUACAGCGAGGUGAAUCAGACCUACUAUGUUCUGGAUGUGAUGUGCUGGCGGGGCCACCCUUUCUAUGACUGCCAGACUGAUUUCCGGUUCUACUGGAUGCAUUCCAAGUUACCAGAAGAAGAAGGGCUGGACGAGAAGACCAAGCUCAACCCUUUUAAAUUCGUGGGACUGAAGAAUUUCCCUUGCACGCCUGAGAGCCUGUGUAAGGUGCUGUCCAUGGAUUUCCCUUUUGAGGUAGAUGGACUUCUCUUCUACCACAGGCAGACCCACUACAGCCCCGGAAGCACGCCCCUGGUGGGCUGGCUGCGCCCCUACAUGGUGUCAGACGUCCUUGGAGUGGCUGUGCCGGCUGGCCCGCUGACCACCAAGCCCGAGUAUGCUGGGCGGCAGCUCCAGCAGAUCAUUGAGCACAAGAGGAGCCAGAAGGAGGGCGUGCAGGAGGAACUCCCACACAAGGCCCCUGAGAACGGGCGCUACGAGUUGGAGCACCUGUCCACGCCCACGCUGGAGAGCCCUCCCCUUAACCCAGACGGCCCUGGGAGCCUCAUGGAGAACUGAAGGCAGCCCCAGGAUGGCUUCCGGCCGGGACUGCAGCAGGUGCCUUUUGGGAGACUGGGCUUCCUGAAGCCGUUCGGGUGGGAGCUGCCUGUCCCCCGUCUGAGAUGCCAGCGCGGCGGGGGCGGGGAGGCCCCAAGUGAGUGUCACUGAUUGUCUGCCCAGAUCCGCGAUGUGAAUAUAGGUGAUUCUUCAGACCGGA